AUAACUCAACCUCAGUCCAUACUGAACCUCAAAUUAAAACCUCCAUCUGCAUACACAACAGAAUAAAAGUAUAUAUCAUCUAUAAAUAAACGUUUUGAUGGCAUCUACCGAAAACCCUGAUCCAGAAACCGGUAAAUCCAAACCGCUUCCGGCUUCAGCUGAACCACCACCACCACCACCACCGUCUUCAGCCGCCAGUUUCCUAGACUGCCGGAAAAUAGACGUCACGUUAAGAGUUUUGCUUUUCUCCGCCACAUUGACUGCUCUUAUAGUAAUGGUGACCAGCGACCAGACCGAGAUGACUCAGCUCCCUGGAGCUCCGUCUCCAGCUCCUGUCUCCGCCCAGUUCAAUGACUCGCCCGCUUUCAUAUACUUCGUGGUGGCUCUUGUAGUGGCAAGUUUCUACGCCUUAAUCUCAACACUUAUUUCCAUCUCUCUACUCUUGAAACCUGAAUUUGUUGCACAGUUCUCGAUCUUCCUAACCUCAUUGGACAUGGUGAUGUUGGGGAUUUUGGCGUCUGCGACGGGAACGGCGGGAGGAGUCGCGUACAUAGCGUUGAAAGGAAACGAAGAAAUUGGGUGGAACAAGAUUUGUAAUGUCUACGACAAGUUUUGUGAUUACAUCGCAACUUCGCUUGCCUUAUCUCUCUUUGCUUCUCUUCUGCUUCUAGUUUUAUCCAUUUGCUCUCUUUCCAAGAGAUCUACAUGAACAAAUACUAAACCCAUAUGAAAAGUCCUAUCUCGUAACGUGUUAUUUGUUCACACGCGCGUUUGUGUGUGCCGUGUGUAUCUUUGUGUCGGAUUUGGUUUGUAUCGUUGUGCUAAGUAUAUCUCAAUAUAUCUAUCUGCGUUGU
Eutrema salsugineum is the source of this 854-nucleotide messenger RNA. Its product is annotated as CASP-like protein 1D2. The transcript has 3 exons. Lineage: Eukaryota; Viridiplantae; Streptophyta; Magnoliopsida; Brassicales; Brassicaceae. The coding region runs from base 98 to 709 and encodes 203 amino acids. The record is from RefSeq and is a predicted model, not a curated record.